AAAUACGCCUGUAUUUCACAGACCAGUUGGUGGCAGUCACGGUAUCAGCUGUAUAACAUUAGAAGUAUACCACACCUUUUCUUUGUCGGCUAAUGUAACAGCAGCAACUAACCUAUUAAUAAUAACAUUUAACGCUUUCACUCUGAAUUAAUACUUAUAUAUACUUGAAAAUGACAUCAACUAAUUUUUCGGUCGGAUUCGGCAACGAGGACAAGUCUUCAUCAAAGGUUACCAAACCUCCAGGAGGUCAAAGUAGUGAUAUAUUUGGCACUGGAAAUGAUAAUGAAGACCAUAAACCCCGUCGAGUCAAGAACUACAUGCAUUCCAGCAUCUUUGAAGCUGGUGAUGCUUCCACUAAUGUUUAUACAACCCAAGGUGGAGCAUCUGAAGGUAGUAUGUUUGGGAGUGAUGUAACAGAUACAACACCUAGAAAAGUUGUGGAUAGAAUGAAAUCAAAUGUAUUUGAUGGACCUGGACAAAUUUCAAAGCCUAGUAGUGCAAAGAAAUAUGGCCCCGUUCGUCGUAAUCCUAUAACAGGGGAGGUGUACGAUGAUACUGCUAAUGUGAAUGGACAUGCAAAUAGAACAGUAGAAUCACCAAAUCCAGUUACUGGCAGUGGAGAUCCAGGUUGUCCAGUCCAGCCAUGUGUUCGUGUUAGAAAUCCUCCUGGCGGCAAAUCCUCUGGAAUAUUCUAAAGUGUUAGCCUGCAAAAUUACCUUUGACUGACAUUAUGCCACUGAAUUGUGCUAUCUUUCCUCUUUCAUAAAAACAGUUUUGCUCAAUGUUGAUACUCACGCAUUCAAUUAAACAUUCCAGAAGUUUUCUGAAAAUCUUUCUUAAAGUUUUAUACUAAUAAAUUACAUAUUUUCUCUUGUAGAUUAUGAUUUUAUAUAAACCUAAAUGCUUUUAGCUUUUUUUGGUAAAAUAUAUUGCUUAGAGAAUUUAUUAGUUUUAAAAGCAUGUAAUUUUUAUUUCUAUAAUUCUAUUUAUUACAAUAUUUUCUAACAAGUAUCUUUCUUUUCCUUUAUUUUAUUUAGGUGUUUGAGUUAGUUACACUGCAGGUAUGUUUGUCUGAUAUCUUUCUUGCAACUCUUAGGCAUAUUAUACUUGAAACAAAAAAGUUCACUUUUAUAUUUGAACCUGAAUUCCACUGCAUUUAAAUUUUGGGUUAUGGGUAAACAGUGUAAUAUUAUUUAUCUGAAAAAAUUUCUAGUGACUUGCUUGUUGUUAACCAUAUAACAUAUUGUAAUACUUAAUGAAUAGAAAUUCCACAUUAAAAAUAAAACCAGAGCUAUGGGGCCACCAAAACACACAUGUUAGCAGCGAAGUUUCUUGUGAAGCAUUGAAUAGCUUAAGUUAAGAAAUGACAGUUUGUGAAACGUUUAUGUAUUGUACUUUUCAUUUAAAAGUGAUUGUUAUAAUUUGUUUGUACCUUAAAGGGUUUGCACUUUACAUUUUACGAAUAAAAGUUGUGGAAUAUAAA
Limulus polyphemus (Atlantic horseshoe crab) is the source of this 1483-nucleotide messenger RNA. RefSeq names its product jupiter microtubule associated homolog 2-like. The record is from RefSeq and is a predicted model, not a curated record. Gene Ontology annotation, cellular component: nucleus. The transcript has 4 exons. Bases 171 to 695 code for a protein of 174 amino acids. Lineage: Eukaryota; Metazoa; Arthropoda; Merostomata; Xiphosura; Limulidae.